Ipomoea triloba (trilobed morning glory) is the source of this 3065-nucleotide messenger RNA. Its product is annotated as WD repeat and HMG-box DNA-binding protein 1. Bases 39 to 2966 code for a protein of 975 amino acids. Gene Ontology annotation, molecular function: protein binding; chromatin binding. NCBI's taxonomy places the organism in Eukaryota, Viridiplantae, Streptophyta, Magnoliopsida, Solanales, Convolvulaceae. The record is from RefSeq and is a predicted model, not a curated record. Gene Ontology annotation, cellular component: nuclear replication fork. Gene Ontology annotation, biological process: DNA repair; mitotic cell cycle; DNA-templated DNA replication. The transcript has 12 exons.
CUCCUCCGAGAAUACGAGACCAAGAUUGAGAAUCCGCCAUGAAGAUUCGCUCCAUUAAGCUUCGGGAAGCCCACAAGAACAGCAGCGGCGACGCCUCCGUAUGCUCCAUUUUGUGGGACCAGAGCGGCGACCACAUCGUCACAGCCUCCUCUUCCGAUUCCUCGAUUUGCAUUCACGAUGCCAUUUUUGCCGCCACUCCGCCCAAAGUUCUGAGAAAUCACAGAGAUGGUGUCACCGCUCUGGCUCUCAGCUCUAAUUCCACCUGCCUCGCCUCCGGCUCCGUUGACCAUUCCGUCAAACUCUACAAAUUCCCAAGUGGAGAGUUUGAGACAAACAUUACUAGAUUUACAUUGCCGUUAAGGGCACUUGCUUUCAACAAAUUGGGUACUAUGUUAGCAGCUGCUGGUGAUGAUGAGGGCAUUAAACUCAUAAAUACUAUUGAUGGUUCAGUUGCAAGAGUUCUUAAAGGGCAUCGAGGGUCUGUCACUGGCAUAGCUUUUGAUCCUAAAAGUGAAUAUCUGGCUUCAGUUGAUUCCAGAGGGACUGUCAUACAUUGGGAACUUCAGUCAGGAAGAAUAAUUCAUACCCUAAAAGACAUAGCUCCUGUCACACGUUUGGGCGAUGCUUUCAUAAAUAUGCUUAGCUGGAGUCCUGAUGGAGAGCUACUAGCUGUCCCUGGUUUGAAGAAUGAUGUGGUGAUGUAUGAUAGGGACACUGCUGAAAUGCUGUUUUCACUGCGAGGUGAUCACGUGCAGCCUAUUUGCUAUUUAUCAUGGUCACCUAAUGGAAAGUACAUGGCUACUUCUGGGUUAGAUAAGCAGGUUUUGAUAUGGGAUGUUGAUAAGAAACAAGAUAUUGAUAGGCAGAAAUUUGACAAUAUGAUAUGUUGUAUGGCAUGGAAGCCACAGGGAAAUACUUUGGCGGUCAUUGAUGCUAUGGGGAAAUUUGGUUUAUGGGAAUCAGCUGUGCCUUCAUCAAUGAAAUCUCCCACUGAAGAUGUUCCUAGCUGGGGAUCAAAGGGUAGUAAUGGAUUACUUCUGUUUGAUGAAGAAGAAGAACCCAGUGCAGCUGGUAGUUUGAGUGAUCCUGGGGAAGAUAGCCAUGAUGAAUCUGAUCUGCCUAGCCGAAAAAGAUUACGGAAACAGUCUAUUUGUGAUGAUGACUGGGAAGAUUUUAAUGAGUUGGAUUCAUUUGCAAAACUUGAAUCUCGCAAAAAGCCUGCUCAUGGUCACCAAGCUAGCUUGGAUAGGAAGAAAGCUGAAUUAAAAAGCACUGCCGUAUCAACCGGCCUGAAAAUGCAGGAAGCUUUUCAGCCAGGAGCUACUCCUGUGCAACCUGGAAAGAGGCGCUUUCUCUGUUACAGUAUGCUUGGUAGUAUAACCACUAUGGAGCAUGAAGGAUAUUCUCAUAUAGAGAUAGAUUUUCAUGAUACAAGUAGUGGCCCACGAGUUCCUGCUAUGACUGAUUACUUUGGCUUUACCAUGUCUGCUUUAAAUGAAAAUGGAUGUGCAUUUGCAAAUCCGUGCAAGGGUGAGAAGAACAUGAGCACGCUUAUGUAUCGUCCAUUCAGUAGCUGGGCUAAUAACAGUGAGUGGUCCAUGAGAUUUGAAGAAGAAGAAGUGAGGGCUGUGGCACUUGGAAAUGCAUGGGUAGCUGCCAUUACAAGUCUUAAUUUUCUUCGCAUCUUUUCUGACAGCGGUUUGCAGAGAUAUAUUCUCUCUCUUGAUGGACCAGUAGUUACUGCAGCAGGAUUCAAGGAUGAACUUGCAGUUGUCACGCAUGCCUCUCCUUCUCUUCCCUCUAAUGAGCAGGUUCUUGAAUUUAGGGUUUUCAAUAUUCGCAAUGGUACACAACCUCUACGAGGGAGACUCCCAUUGACUCCCGGUUCCUCUUUAACAUGGUUUGGAUUCAGCGAGGAAGGCCAUCUAAGUUCUUUUGAUUCUAAGGGUGUGUUGAGGGUCUUCAUAAAUCAAUUUGGAGGCAAUUGGCUUCCUCUCUUCAGUGAAAGUAAACUGAAGAAGCCAGAAGAGAAAUAUUGGGUUGUUGGAUUAAAUGCAAGCAAGUUGUUUUGUGUUGUUUGUAAGUCCCCUGAUUCUUUCCCACAGGCCACUCCUAAACCAGUCCUCACUUUAUUAGAUCUUUCCUUUCCUCUUGCUUCCUCUGAUCUCGGAGCAGAAAAUCUGGAGAAUGAAUUCAUAUUGAAUAACAUGCAUCUAUGCAGGGUUCAGAAAGCAAUCGAGGAAAAGAUAGCGGUUGGGCAGGACAGCACGUUGCUUGAUGACGAGGCAUUCAACCUUGAAACCGCUCUUGAUCGAUGCAUCUUGAGGCUCAUUGCAUCCUGCUGCAAUGGUGACAAGCUGGAGAGAGCAACUGAACUAGUCAAACUUCUUUCACUGGAAAAAUCAGUGAAAGGGGCAAUAAAGCUUGUUACAGCCCUGAAGCUACCAAACUUGGCAGAACGCUUCAGCACCAUAUUGGAGGAACGUUUAAGCAACGAAGCAAUGGCGAGCAGCGUUGUAGCUGAGUCAAACCUGAACUACUCUUCCUUCAGAGCCAAUGCUGUGUCCAAUAUUACACCAGAAAGCAGUAAAACACUGCACAUUUUAUCAACAACCCCUUCCUCCUCUACAAGGAAGGCGGGAUUGCCAGAGCAACCUGCACAAGCCCGAGCUAUUCCAUCAGCCAAGGCGGGAGAGGUGAGAAUCAGCACAGAAGAUUCAAAGACCCGAGCUAUUCCAUCAGCAAAGGCAGGAGAGGUGAGAAUCAGCACAGAAGAUUUAAAGAGCCAUAAGAAGGUUAAUGAUGGAGAGAAGGUGGAAAAGAUGAAGGUUAAAAAUGAGGGAGUUGAUGGAAUGAAGCCGGUUCGCCCUUCUAAUCCCUUUGCCAAGUCAUCAAACACCCAACAUACUCCAUCCUUGUUUGACUCCCUCAAGAAGAUGAAUGGUGAGAGCACAAGUAAAAAGUAGAACUGUAAGCUUGUCACUGUUAUUUUACCCAAUAUACUAACAUCAGUUGUAACAAAAUCCGAUUAUGUAAUUAUGUUGGUAUAUAUGUUUUUUUUGCAA